Messenger RNA from Aspergillus melleus, 870 nucleotides. RefSeq lists its product as uncharacterized. The transcript has a single exon. NCBI's taxonomy places the organism in Eukaryota, Fungi, Ascomycota, Eurotiomycetes, Eurotiales, Aspergillaceae. The coding region runs from base 1 to 870 and encodes 289 amino acids. The record is from RefSeq and is a predicted model, not a curated record.
AUGGCUCACCUGUCAGAGCAUGGAUUCCCACCACUGACCGAUCAGCACGACAGGUCGACACUCAGCCAAGCACCUCCCCCGUAUACUGCAUCCAAUGGUUACGACCAGGAUCCCUUUUCCGAUACUCCUUGCUUCUCUAGCUCGUCCGACCCGACGCAAACCGCACUCAUCCGCUUCCCCCCAACGCUCAACGGCUACUUUCAGUGGAAGUUCAUCUACACCUUCCACCUGGGCCCCAGUGGCGACGACAAGCGGUUUGCCGUCUCUACGCACACCACCUUUCUGCGCAGCAAGCAGAUCAUGAUCCUCCAUGCUGGCCCCUCGGACAAGGACCCGACGCUGGCCUCCAUCGAGGGAGACCAGUCCAUGCGCGAUCGACCGUCUCCGAUCACCAUCCCCCGCGCCCAGCAGCCGCCGGUGGUCGAGGCGCUCCACCACGCGACGCCGUACACGCGCACGCCGCCCACCUUCGCCGUUGACGUCCCUGGCCCCCAGAAGCGCUCGCAGCGCGAGCAGUUCGAAUGGCGCACCAGUCGCGGCAACGAGACCCGGGAGCUGACGGGUCACUCCGCAUGCGGGUGGAAGUUGGUGCGCCUAUCGCGAACCGUGGGUCCUGGUAGCGAUAAUCGACGACAGCGCGCGCUGGGAUGCGCUAGCGACGGGCGGGAGGUGGUGGCGGUUUUGGCGCGCAACGUGUCGGCCAGUAUGACGAAAGCCUUGGAGUUUCAGUUUCUGGGCAGCGGGCUGGAUGGCAGCAUGGGAGAGACUUGGGAGAUCAUGGCGAUCAUGACAGCCUUGCAGCUGUGGUACUACGACACGCUGAGCGCUACGAUGGCCACGACAACCACGGCGGCGGCGGUGUCAACCUGA